Bactrocera tryoni is the source of this 1814-nucleotide messenger RNA. RefSeq names its product cryptochrome-2 (gene phr6-4). Gene Ontology annotation, cellular component: nucleus; cytoplasm. Bases 84 to 1685 code for a protein of 533 amino acids. The transcript has 2 exons. Gene Ontology annotation, biological process: circadian regulation of gene expression; entrainment of circadian clock by photoperiod. The record is from RefSeq and is a predicted model, not a curated record. Lineage: Eukaryota; Metazoa; Arthropoda; Insecta; Diptera; Tephritidae. Gene Ontology annotation, molecular function: FAD binding; DNA binding.
UAUAUGUUCCGCUAUUUGACUGAUUCAAGUGCAUUUUUCUCGCGUAAAAUUUUUAAAUUUGAAUUUAUUUCCGGCAAUGAGCCAUGGAGUCGAAAACUACAUUGGUGCAUUGGUUUCGCAAAGGACUACGUGUACAUGAUAACCCAGCAUUGACUCUUGUUUUCUCCAAAGCAGUAAGCCAACCCACAAAAUAUUGCGUGCGACCGAUUUUUAUACUCGAUACUGCGUUAUUGGAAUGGUUGCGUGUUGGCGCGAACCGUUGGCGUUUUUUGCAACAAACACUAGCAGACUUGGAUGCAAAUUUAAGGAAACUAAAUACGCAAUUAUAUGUGGUGCGCGGUACACCAGCUACAGUUUUUCAACGCAUCUUUAAGGAGUGGCGUGUGAGUUUACUAACCUUUGAAAGUGAUAUUGAGCCAUAUGCAUUGAAGCGUGAUGCAGAGAUUCAACGUUUGGCUAAGGCAGCUAGAGUAAAAGUGGAUGUAUUUUGCUCGCAUACCAUAUAUAAUCCAGAAUUAGUAAUACAAAGAAAUGGUGGCAAUGCGCCACUAACAUAUCAGAAAUUUUUAAGCGUUAUCGAAAAAUUAAAUGUGCCAUUGCCGGUGGCAAACCCCGAGAGAUUGUCAGAUGAACAAAGGCCAACAAAGGAUAGUAUGGAGCAACAAAACAGUAGUUGCUAUGCAUAUCCAACAUUAGAUGAACUCGUGAAGCGGCCCGAUGAGUUAGGUGAAAAUAAAUUCGUUGGCGGCGAGACGGAAGGUUUACGUCGUUUGGAUGCUUCGUUGAGCAACGAAUCAUGGGUUGCUGCUUUUGAGAAACCAAAUACUGCUCCGAAUUCGCUUGAACCCAGCACAACUGUGCUUAGUCCCUACCUGAAGUUUGGUUGCCUCAGCGCACGCUUGUUUCAUCAGCGUUUAAUGUCGAUACUUAAGCGUCAAACCAAACAUUCCAAACCACCCGUAUCAUUGUUAGGACAAUUGCUCUGGCGUGAAUUUUACUACACAGCCGCUGCGUCAGAGCCAAAUUUCGAUCGUAUGUUAGGUAAUAAAUUCUGCAUGCAAAUACCAUGGGAAACCAACGAAGUACAUUUAUCCGCUUGGACGAAUGGGCGUACGGGUUAUCCAUUUAUAGACGCCAUAAUGCGUCAAUUACGUCAGGAGGGUUGGAUACAUCAUUUAGCGCGUCACGCUGUUGCAUGCUUUCUAACACGUGGUGAUUUAUGGAUCUCUUGGGAGGAGGGCCAAAAAGUAUUCGAAGAAUUACUGCUCGAUCAGGAUUGGGCAUUGAAUGCCGGCAAUUGGAUGUGGCUCUCAGCCUCAGCAUUCUUUUAUCAAUACUUUCGUGUCUACAGUCCGGUAGCUUUCGGCAAGAAAACUGAUCCAACCGGCGCUUACAUAAGGAAAUAUGUACCUGAACUUGCCAAGUACCCAGCAGGGUGUAUCUAUGAACCUUGGAAGGCAACUUUGAGUGCACAACGCGAAUAUAGCUGUGUGUUGGGCAAAGAUUAUCCACAUCGUAUAGUUAUUCACGAAACUGUGCACAAGGAGAAUAUAAAACGCAUGACAGCGGCUUACAAAAUAAAUCGUGAAGUGAAAGAAGGCAAGAGUCCAACCGACGGAGGUGGAAAGGACAAACGUAAAAAGGUAGGAAGUAGCGCACAGUUGACAAAGAAGCUACGUACCUAAGACGCAUACGACGUAGUAGUAUAUAGUAGUGUAGUCUUUUUUUGUAGUAAUAAGUUACUAUAUUGCAGAGCUUUGUUAUGUUUAUUAAACAGUUAAGUUCAUUAAAAAUACACUACCAAUGACAUAAUA